Molecule: messenger RNA, 1881 nt
Organism: Benincasa hispida (wax gourd)
Lineage: Eukaryota; Viridiplantae; Streptophyta; Magnoliopsida; Cucurbitales; Cucurbitaceae
Gene: CAND3
Product: tobamovirus multiplication protein
Source: RefSeq, a predicted model, not a curated record
AAAUUGGAAGUCUGUCUCUCACAAACACAAAAUCAAGACGGGCACCGUCGCCAGCGACAAGACUUGCAGAAAAGCAAAUCAGCGACACACCCUUUCUUUCUGCUCCUUCUCUUUCACUUCUCUCUUAUCAAUCCGUACGCUCAGAUUGUUACCUCUGUUUCCCGCCGCCGAUACAACACGCUUCACCGCCGUCGUCAUCAUCAUCGUCGUCACCAUCAAUCGCUUUCUCUUCUCUUCACACGAUCUGAAAACCACACCUUCCUUUUUCUCUCCAAGAUGGUGCUGGAAUUACUUGCCGCCAACACCGCCUGCCUUCCUCUCGACCUUCUCGUUCUCGAUGUAGCUAUGGCUUCCAUCAAUGGCCUUCUUGCUUUCGUCGCCUUCUGGCAGCUAAUCAGAAUUCACAUGCGGAGUCAACAGGACGGAUGGACACGUCAAAAAGCACUCCAUCUGAUGAUAGGCUCAUCUAACUUGGGCUAUAUGAUCUAUUUCAUAUUUGCACUUGUUGCUAUUAUUCAGCUCUGGCACUGCUGGUCUCAUGUGUUUGGAUUUGUCCUCAUGGCCUUCCCUAAAAUACUGUUUCUUGCUGCUUUUCUCCUACUUCUUUCUUUCUGGGUCGACCUUUGCCAUCAGGCAAAUGAUGAAGAGGAUGACGAUGAAGAUGAUGAAGAAAAUAACAUUCGACAGGCCUUAUUAGAAAAUUCGAAGAAUAAACCUGGUUCAUCAAAUGUAGAUGGGCAUCGAAGAUGUUGUGGAUUUCCUGCUAUGCAUCUUGGAAGUAGGCAAAAAAUUGUAAUUAUGGUUGUCAUGCUGGUGUUUUUACUCAUGGUCGCAGUUUCUAUUCUGAUCUGGAUUGGGGCAGGGAGAAAUCCUAUUGAUUCUACAGCUGUUGCCAGGGUGUAUGAAGACUUUCUUGCUAUUACAGUCCUCCUAUCAGGAGGAGCCCUAGGCUUCUAUGGUUUUAUGUUAUUUUACAGAUUGAAAAAAGUACGUUCUGAGGAAGCUUCUUCAGAGAUGAAGAAGGUUGGUGGUCUAGCAGUUGUCUGCGUUGUAUGUUUUACAUCAAGUGCUUUGGUAGAUCUUCUUACGGAUAUUCCUCUUUCGUAUAAUUGGCGGUUCAAGAGAACAAAUGGAGUAAAAGCACUAGUCCUUUUGAUUUUGUACUUCUGCAUGGGUUCUUUGAUUCCAUCAGCAUUUUUAUUGUGGAUUAUGAGAGAGUUGCCACCUCCUAAGAAAAUUCAAAGACAAGAAGAAUCAAGAGCAAUUGCUUUUAUAAGCCAUGGGGCAGCUGAUGUAAAUCCUCAGGGUUGGACUGCUGUAGCUCGUUCAAAGAAUCAGGCAUCCAGAGCAAGUCCCAUAUAAUGAAAACAUUUAAGGAGACGCCACUGAUUAAGGGGUUGCUUUGUGUUACAUGAAUGAAAUUAUGACCAGAGAUACAGAGAUACAAAGUUCUAACUUACGGGAUGGAAAUUAAGAGUUUGACCAAGAGCUGUGACGCCUGUACAUUUCGACAAAAGUUGAUGACUAACAUCACAUGUCCGAGUAAUCAAACAAUGCAGCCCCGCAGACCCACACAUACACACACAUAUAUAUAUAAAUAUAUUGAGGUUUUUAUUUAUUUUGCUUUCUUUUUUCCCCGGCCUUCUGCACAUAGUAGCCAAGGAUUUCACGCUUUCUUUGAUUGUGGAAAAACGUUGUACAAUUUUUGCUUCCAUAGAAGCUUGAAGUUUUGCAGAUUAUGUUGUAAAAUUACACCCUUCUGUCUGUACCCACCCUAGUUGUUCUGAUGGAAAACUUACAUUACAAUGGUUGAGUUUGAUAACCCAAGGGUAUAUACAGUAAUUAGCAAUUUUCUAAUUUAUGAAUUUAGAAAUUUCUCCA